GCGCCGCCCGCCCUGCAGGCCGCCGAUGCCGCCCGGACCGCGGCGCCCGGACCGAGCUCUGAUGGUACCGAGCGGCCGGUGGGCCUUCCUCUGAGCGGGGACCCCACAUCUCCUCCGAGGAUGUCGGCCAUCCAGGCCGUGUGGCCGUCCGGUACGGAGUGCAUCGCCAAGUACAACUUCCACGGCACUGCGGAGCAGGACCUGCCCUUCUGCAAGGGGGACGUGCUCACCAUCGUGGCCGUCACCAAGGACCCCAACUGGUACAAAGCCAAGAACAAGGUGGGCCGCGAGGGCAUCAUCCCGGCCAACUACGUGCAGAAGCGCGAGGGCGUGAAGGCGGGCACCAAGCUCAGCCUCAUGCCGUGGUUCCACGGCAAGAUCACGCGGGAGCAGGCGGAGCGGCUGCUGUACCCCCCCGAGACGGGGCUGUUCCUGGUGCGGGAGAGCACCAACUACCCCGGGGACUACACGCUGUGCGUGAGCUGCGAGGGCAAGGUGGAGCACUACCGCAUCAUGUACCACGCCAGCAAGCUCAGCAUCGACGAGGAGGUCUACUUCGAGAACCUCAUGCAGCUGGUGGAGCACUACACCACGGAUGCCGACGGGCUCUGCACGCGCCUCAUCAAGCCAAAGGUCAUGGAGGGCACCGUGGCCGCCCAGGACGAGUUCUACCGCAGCGGCUGGGCCUUGAACAUGAAGGAGCUCAAGCUGCUGCAGACCAUCGGGAAGGGGGAGUUUGGAGACGUGAUGCUGGGUGACUACCGGGGGAACAAGGUCGCCGUCAAGUGCAUCAAGAACGACGCCACGGCGCAGGCCUUCCUGGCCGAGGCCUCCGUCAUGACGCAACUUCGGCACAGCAACCUGGUGCAGCUCCUGGGCGUGAUCGUGGAGGAGAAGGGCGGGCUGUACAUCGUCACGGAGUACAUGGCCAAGGGGAGCCUGGUGGACUACCUGCGGUCCCGGGGCCGCUCGGUGCUGGGCGGGGACUGCCUCCUCAAGUUCUCGCUAGACGUGUGCGAGGCCAUGGAGUACCUGGAGGGCAACAACUUCGUGCACCGCGACCUGGCGGCCCGCAACGUGCUGGUGUCGGAGGACAACGUGGCCAAGGUCAGCGACUUCGGCCUCACCAAGGAGGCGUCCAGCACGCAGGACACGGGCAAGCUGCCCGUCAAGUGGACGGCCCCCGAGGCCCUCAGAGAGAAGAAAUUCUCCACCAAGUCCGACGUGUGGAGCUUCGGGAUCCUCCUCUGGGAAAUCUACUCCUUCGGGCGAGUGCCUUACCCACGGAUCCCCCUGAAGGACGUCAUCCCUCGGGUGGAAAAGGGCUACAAGAUGGACGCCCCCGACGGCUGCCCAGCCGCCGUCUACGACGUCAUGAAGAACUGCUGGCACCUGGACGCGGCCGCCCGGCCCUCGUUCCUGCAGCUGCGAGAACAGCUGGAGCACAUCAAGACCCACGAGCUGCACCUGUGACGGGCGGGGCGGACGGACGGACGGACGCCCG
Perognathus longimembris pacificus (Pacific pocket mouse) is the source of this 1504-nucleotide messenger RNA. It is a transcript of the gene Csk, whose product is annotated as C-terminal Src kinase. Gene Ontology annotation, biological process: regulation of Fc receptor mediated stimulatory signaling pathway; protein phosphorylation; adherens junction organization. Gene Ontology annotation, molecular function: ATP binding; protein binding; protein tyrosine kinase activity. The record is from RefSeq and is a predicted model, not a curated record. Lineage: Eukaryota; Metazoa; Chordata; Mammalia; Rodentia; Heteromyidae.